GCUUGUUCCUUCGUGCCACUUUCGAGAGUUGAUGAAGGGUGGCCGCAUUGUUUGAAUACGAUAUUUGUAGCAGCGGACCGUCACUGCAUCUUUGUGAACGUCGGGUACCGCUGACUUCCUGAGAUACCACACUAUAUAUUCGGUUCUGAAUGGACCACAAGAAUAGGCGGAUUUCGUUGAAUUAUGCUCCACUCUCCAAUCUAUCCACCACGGAUCUAGGCACAUGUCAGAAGAAGGGAAAAGUUGUUGUUGUACUUGUUGGCCUUCCGGCGCGAGGCAAGUCUUACAUCGCAACGAAAUUGAGCAGGUAUCUAAACUGGGUGGGGAUACACACCAAGGGUGGGUGACUUGCCGAUUGUCGCUUAUUCUGUAUUUUAGUAUUCAACGUUGGAGAAUACCGGAGGCGCCACGCUCCAGCCGGCCAAAGUCAUGAGUAUUUCUCUGCUGCAAACGAGGAGGCUAACCGAAGCAGACGAAAGGUUGCGGAAGAGGCACUGAACGACCUGAUCGCGUGGAUAACCGGAGGCGUUGGUGAAAUAGGGGUGUUCGAUGCCACAAACACUACUCGAGAACGCCGAGAGUGGAUUGUAGAGCAAUGUAGAUCUCAUCAUUUGGAUGUACUCUUUGUGGAACCAAUAUGCGAUGACCCGAAAAUCAUUGAGGAGAACGUUUUGGAAGUCAAAGUGCACAGCCCGGAUUAUGUUGGAAAAGACAAGGAUGAAGCUAUGCGGGAUUUCAUGAAGCGCAUGGAGCACUACGAGGCCCAAUACGUCCCAAUCGAUGACAAUUUGGAUAAACAUUGGUCGUACAUUAAGAUAUUCAACCAGGGCCAACGUUAUCUUGUCAAUCGUAUUGAAGGUACGAGCACAACUGUCUACACAUUUUCUACCCAUUUUAUUUGGAGCACAUUGGAGUUUCUUCAGUGUUAGGUAAUAUAAACAGUCGGAUUGCCUAUUAUUUGAUGAACAUCCGAGUGAGAAAGCGCACAAUCUAUGUGGCACGUCACGGUGAAACGGAAUUCAAUCUUUCCGGACGAAUAGGUGGCGAUUCUUCUCUGUCACCUGCGGGGAAAAAGUUUGCCAUCCAGUUGGGUGCGUUCAUGAAGCAAGAGAACGUACCUGAUCUGAAGGUAUGGACGAGCUAUUUGAAUCGCACUAUUCAGACGGCAGAACACAUACCUGUCACAACAAUAGAGCAUUGGAAAGCUUUGGAUGAACUAGAUGCCGGAGUCUGCGACGGAAUGACAUAUGCGGAAAUUCAAGAAAAAUACCCCUAUGAUUUCGCCAUGCGAGAUGCAGACAAAUACCAUUUUCGAUACCCCAUGGGAGAAUCUUACCACGACUUGGUCGGUCGUCUGGAACCGGUAAUGAUGGAGCUUGAGCGGCAGAGCUCCGUGCUUGUCAUCUGUCAUCAGGCUGUCGCCCGUUGCUUGCUCGCCUACUUCGAGGACCGGCCUCAAGAGGAGUUGCCGUACAUUCGCGUCCCUUUACACACUGUGUUCAAGCUGACUCCGAUCGCAUAUCGGUGUAUUGUGGAACGCAUCCAUCUCCAGGUGCCCGCGGUGGACACUCAUCGUCCAAAACCAGCAAACAUCGAACCAAAUCGUCGGUCUUUCGAAGCCCUUCAAACUGUACCAGCUCAUUAUUGACGAUUAUCUCUUUUACUCCCGAAUUUAAUUUGCUCAUUUAACGACAACGAUCAGGAACUUUUUGUACUUGUAAGUUGUUUGAACCCCCCAGCUACCUUCAUAUCCAUGUUGCACCCACUUACCUGGAUCUCUCCCUCGUAUGUUAGCCUUAAUUUCCUUGCCCUUGAAAACUGGUUUUUGUCUUUGAUUUUUCUUACUUGUUAUCCUUAGUCAUGACCGAAAUUCACGAUACCUGCUCAGAAUUAUUUUUACCAAC
This is a messenger RNA of Opisthorchis viverrini, 1904 nucleotides long. RefSeq lists its product as hypothetical. The record is from RefSeq and is a predicted model, not a curated record. The coding region runs from base 962 to 1648 and encodes 228 amino acids. Gene Ontology annotation, cellular component: cytosol. Gene Ontology annotation, molecular function: ATP binding; fructose-2,6-bisphosphate 2-phosphatase activity; 6-phosphofructo-2-kinase activity. Lineage: Eukaryota; Metazoa; Platyhelminthes; Trematoda; Opisthorchiida; Opisthorchiidae. Gene Ontology annotation, biological process: fructose 2,6-bisphosphate metabolic process. The transcript is spliced from 11 exons.